Messenger RNA from Verticillium dahliae VdLs.17, 1134 nucleotides. RefSeq names its product 2-oxoglutarate-dependent ethylene/succinate-forming enzyme. Lineage: Eukaryota; Fungi; Ascomycota; Sordariomycetes; Glomerellales; Plectosphaerellaceae. The transcript has 4 exons. Gene Ontology annotation, molecular function: dioxygenase activity. The record is from RefSeq and is a predicted model, not a curated record. Bases 1 to 1134 code for a protein of 377 amino acids.
AUGACCGUCGCCAGCUCUCAGAGGCUCGUCCCUACCAAGGCCGUCAACAAGGCCGUCUCGGGGGAUCCCUCAGGCGUUCCUCCUGGCUACAAGGCUGCGAUCGGCCAACUCCAGACCUUUGUCUUGCCCGAAACCUUUACGUCAAGCGCCAGUGACGUGAAGCUCGGCAAGGCCAUCGUCGCCGCGUGGCAGAAGGACGGCAUCCUCCAGAUCGCCAUGAAGCCGAACCAACAGGCCACGUACAAGGCCGCCAACGCGGCCAGCAAGCGCUUCUUCAGCAAGUCCCACGCCCAGAAGGCGGCCUGCGUCGACAGCCAGAGCUAUGCCGGCUACAUUGCCAGCGGCGAGGAGCUCACGGACGGCAUUGCCGACUACAGCGAGAUCUUCACCGUCACGAAGGACCUCCCGCUCGACGAGCCCAGGGUGCGCGCAAAGUGGCCCUGCCACGGACGCUGCCCGUGGCCGGAUGUCGAGAUGCAGGAGCCCAUCCAGCGGUACAUGGACAGCUUGGGCGAGAGCGGCGAGAUGAUCCUCAAGCUGACGGAGCUCGGUCUUGAUCUGCCUGAGGGGUCUCUGACGGGCCUGACGCGCGAUGGUUGGCAUCACCUGCGUGUGCUGCGAUUCCCCGCAACGCAUGCUACGAAUGGCAAAGGCAAGGAUGGCCGUGGCAUCGGCUCUCAUACCGAUUACGGACUGCUCGUUCUCGCGGCAGCUGACGACGUCGGUGCCCUGUUUGUUCGGCCCCCCGAGAAGGACGAGAACUUUGCCAACUGGGAGAGGAGCGCUGCCGGCUUCAAGGAAGACGACGAGGGCUGGGUGUUUGUGCCCCCUGCAGAGAACGUCUUUACCUUUCUCACAAACUCCGUCCUGCCUUCCACGCCUCACAAGGUCGGCCUCAACAUCAAGGAGAGGUUCGCCUUUGCCUACUUCCACGAGCCCAGCUUCCAGGCCGUGAUCAAGCCCCUCGAGGGCUACGAUGUCGGCCAGGAGCCGAGGGAGGGCAUCCACUACGGCAAGCACUUUACCGACAUGUUCAUCAGGAACUACCCCCAGCGCAUCACCACGCAGAGACUUGUUGAAGAGGGUCGCUACGACAUGCUCGGGGAAGACAGUCUGCGCACCAUGUCUUCGUGA